AUGAUCACCAAUGGGCUUAUUGUUGUUGUGAAUUUUGCCAACUGGACUAAAGGCAGAAGUCUGAUGCCAAAUGAUGAAAUCCUCACCAGUCUGGGGCUGUCCAACCUUUUCUUCUCCACCACAAUAGUUUUGGAUUAUUUCAUUUCAUUCCUCUGGAGGGAGUUCUACAACACUUUUGUCAGAGUGCAAAAAAUUAUGUUUUGUCUUGACAUUGCCACCAGCUUUGCAAGCUUCUGGUUCACUGCCUGGCUGAGUGUCUUUUAUUGCAUGAAAAUUAUCAACUUCAAGCAGCCAUUUCUGGCCAAGGUGAAACUAAAGUUUUCAGGCCUUGUACGCUGGCUCCUCCUUGGCUCUGUGCUGUUUUCUUUGGGCUCAGCUGUUCUCCUUUACUGGGCUUUUUGGAAAGCAUCACUCAGAUUUCCAUCCAAAGGUCCAGUUAACCAAACCAUCAGCCUCCCUUCUGACUUUAACCAGACACUCAGUCACGAGCGUGGAAACGUGAUCUUGGUUCAUAUGACCCUCUCUUACAAGCUUCUCAUUAUAUUGCUGGGCUGCUUUGCUCCCUUUGCAGUGGUGAUUUCCUCUUCCAUCCCAGUUCUCAAGUCUCUUUUCAGGCACAUCCAACGUCUGGAACAAAAUGCAUCCGUUUUCCACAACCCUCGCCUGGAGGCUCAUCUAAAUGCAUCCAAGGCACUGCUGUCUCUCCUUCUAAGCUACUGCUCUUUGUAUGUUUCUGAGAUAGUAGUCAGAGCGGAAAUCUUUCCUAACUGGACAAGCUCAUAUUUUUUGUGCCUGACAACUCAGCUUGCCACCUUGGCGGUACAAGCUUCCACCCUGAUCCUAAGUAAUCAAAAACUGAAGCAAUCCGUUGUCCAGUUUCUUCCCUGCAUGCAGUCUGAACCUGCACAACACCACGAGGAAUUUAGGGUGAAGGCAGACAUUGCUUGUGUAGUACAAUUAGGGAACCCAAAGAAUCCUUUACAGAGAAAAGAAAGGAACUGCGGAAAGCCUUUUCCCAUUAAUCUGUACUGUAUAACAUCUCCAUAUUUGCUACAGAGCUAUGGCAGCCUGUUUAAUCCCAAGUACAGGUUUGUCAAAUGCAUCCUGGAAUUCAAAGAUGAUGCCAGCUAA
Molecule: messenger RNA, 1131 nt
Organism: Hemicordylus capensis (graceful crag lizard)
Lineage: Eukaryota; Metazoa; Chordata; Lepidosauria; Squamata; Cordylidae
Product: taste receptor type 2 member 40-like
Exons: 2
Coding region: 1-1131 (376 amino acids)
Biological process (GO): sensory perception of taste; detection of chemical stimulus involved in sensory perception of bitter taste; G protein-coupled receptor signaling pathway
Cellular component (GO): membrane
Molecular function (GO): bitter taste receptor activity; G protein-coupled receptor activity
Source: RefSeq, a predicted model, not a curated record